Cuscuta campestris is the source of this 1273-nucleotide messenger RNA. The record is from the annotation of a GenBank genome assembly. Lineage: Eukaryota; Viridiplantae; Streptophyta; Magnoliopsida; Solanales; Convolvulaceae.
AAUUCCCAUUUCUUCUUCUCUCCCACGUCCUCAUGACCGUUCUUCCCUCCAAUCCCUCCACAAACCCUAACCCUAAUUUGCUUCCAUGUCCAACAAAUUUCCCGCGUCCUUCCCACAAAAUCCUCCUUCAGAGUCCUCCGUUCAUCCCAGAACCCGAACCUCCCCGCGGGUCCUCCGGAGAGUGCCCGACUGGGCCGACGCAAUCAAAGAGACCCGGAUGCAGCAGAAGCGGCGCCUCUACAAGCAUGGCGACUGGGUGCUGCAUCGGAGCUCCCUGAGGCAUCUCUCCACCGUCCUGAGCUCGAGGGUGAUUCUCUCGCUGGUUCCCCCCGUGACGUGGCCGCCGCGGUCGCGGCCUACAACUCCGCGGUAGAUCUGAAUUGGCUGCCGCCUGAGUUUUUCCCGGUGCUGAGGGCCUCUUCUCUGCCAUACCAGUUGACGGCCCCCGCACUGGCGCUUCUUCUCAGGCUAGAGGAGGGCCGGAAAGCGUGGAGUAAUGUGAUUGCAGGGGCAAACAACAUGGCAACGCAAGUGAUUGCUGUUGUUGAUUGUAAGAGUGAUGCAUUCCUCAGGAAAUCACUCUUACAGUAUAUAAUGGCUUUUCCAGUUGCUCUUAAGGUUUGUUUUUGUUUUUUUUCCGCCUUAGUUUUAACUAUAGUUUCGAAGUUAUAAUUUGAUAAUUGCAAACUAGAAUAUGACCAUGUGUUUGGCUGGGGCUCGAACCUGGGUGAACAUUCCAAUAUUUGGGGUGUGAUGGAAUAAAUCAAAAUGGAUCUCUAAGCUGUCUGCGCUUCUUUAAUUAAUGAAGUAGCAGUUAGUCAAGCAAUGCAACUUUCGACGUUGAGCCGGGGGUCUCUUUGGAAACAGCCUCUCUACUUUCGAGUAGGGGCAAGGUCUGCGUACACACACCCUCCCCAGACCCUACUCUUGUGGGAUUUAACUGGGUUGUUGUUGUUGUUGUAUUUGAAUGAAACUAAAAAUCUCUUCACUCGAAGCUGAUGUAAAGCUAUAGUUCUCGGUUCAAUGAAGUGCCACUUAGUGUAUGGCUCGGAUGUAGAAAGUGACCUGAAAAACUUGCUUGAAGCUGAUGAUCUAGCUAUAGUUCUAGGUUCAAAGCAUCCGCCACUUUGCGUCAUUGAGUUUAUAUCACAUUGUAUUCGCUCUCUCACUUUAGAUGAAACAGAGCUUCAGCUGCUGGUAAUUCUCAUAUAUCAUGUGUCUUUUGGAAAUAACCCUCACUAGUCCCUACUUUUAAUGAAGUUUUAUUGGGUUU